AUGAUCCUGUUUAUCUCUUCACAUGGUGGAGGAAAUGUCCCACCUGAUGUGGUGACGCUUAGUGAUUCCUUUGAAGAUAUACAACCACACAGCAACAACAACAACAUCAUACAAUCCCACCUUAAACCAACCAAGAUAAAAGCACCUUUAGUCAGUCAAAUCACAGAUUUACACAUACAACAAGGACUUAUAGUCAGAGACUUGCUAUUUGCACUUCUUGGCUAUGAAGGUAUAUUCAUCAAGUAUGCAGAGAGGUAUGAUCCUCAAUCUCUUGAAUGUAGGAUUCUUGGACCUGAAUUUAAAAUUGCAAAGAACUUGGAUUUAAGUUUGAAAACAGUCACAAAGAAAUUACGUAAGUUAGGACGAUAUUAUUCCGGGUUAACUGAAUUUAUUCAAUAUUACGAUUCAGCAAGAUAUGGAAAAGUGGUUCAACGAUUUUGUUAUGUGGUUAAUGAGUUUUUGAUCCAUUAUAAACUGGUGAUUCUUGAAUUAGAACAUGAGUUCCAGUAUAAUGCUAGUUUCAAUCUCACUAAACUAGAUCAAGUAUUGAGUCAAGAAGUGGCGAAUAAGUUAUUACAUUUGUAUGAAAUAGCGGUUGAAAUACAUUUAAUAUCAGAAGAGAGGAGGAAACAUAGCCAUACAGAUGAAUAUACCCAUCAAGCAUUACUGGAACUUAUCCCCAAAUCAAAUUUUGAAUCUUCAGCAAGAAUAGAAACAAAUUUAUACCUCAAAAAGUUUGAUUGUUGCAAAGGCGGAUUAGUGUUACAACUUAUACAACAGAGAUUACGUUUUUACAAAGGGGAAGCUGCUUCGUUUGCAUUUCUCACAAAGCUUUUGGAUACUGUUGCCGAGGAUUAUCUUGUAAUGUUAAACACUUGGCUUACUGAGGGGAAAAUUGAUGAUCCAUUUGAUGAGUUUUUGAUUCGAGAAAAGGAAGUUCCUCCUACAUUUAUUGAUAUCUUUGAUUCUAAAAGUGAAUAUUACUGGAAUGAAUUGUUUCUUAUCAAAACCGACGGAUUGUUGGAACAAUUUCAAAAUUAUCAGAUCCAACUGAAGAUAUUAACUACGGGGAAGUACUUGAACAUAUUCAAGCAAUGUACUGGUAUAUCUGAUUUCCUGAACUUGCACGAAAAGUUGCAAACUAUAAGUACAUUAUCGUCACAAGAUCUAGAAUUGAAAAUCGACGAAUUUUACAAACGUGCCAAUAAAAUGUUUAUGAAGUUGUUAUUCCAAGGAUAUAAUUUACGUCAAUUAGUAACCAAUUAUCAAACCAAAUACUUCUUUGAAAAUUCAUACAAGAUUGAUAAGUUUAUCGAUGGGUCAUUCUCAGAAUUGAAGCGAGAUAAAUUCAAAGUAUCCAUUUCAAGGUUACAAAAACAAUAUUAUGAUUUAUAUAACUCCAAUGAAAAAAUUCAUAAAAUUGGAACUAUUCCUUCAAUAUCGGAUAUCAUUCAAGAACGGCAAAGUUUUACUAUAAGUAAUGAAUCACUAUACCAGGUUGCCAAUGAAUUAAUGGAAGGCAAGCCCGAUUUUGAAAUCCAGCAAGAUCAAGAUUUGGAAACUAAUAUUCGCUUAAUUAGUAAUACAUUACAUCGUGAAGGUAGCAAUCUGCCCCAAUCAACGCGAGGAGAUACUACUGCUGGAGGAGGUGGAAGAAGAUUCCUGCCUCUGAAACAAACCAAGGAUCCUGAUGACAACAUCGCAAUUGCUAGUGUUCACCUUUCCAUAGACUUGCCAUUCCCCUUGAAUCUUGUUAUUAAUCGUGAAUUAUCCUAUCAUUAUGAAAUCAUUUUUAAAUUGUUAAUGAAUUUGAAAUUCAUUAGUAGAUAUAAUGAUAUCAUUGCUAAAGAAAUAAACCAAUCUGAUGUAUGGCGAUACCCUAAUUUUGAACCAAGAAUCCUUAAAUGGAUUUUAAGAAUUCGACUGUUACAUUCGCGUGUGAGAUUAUUCAUGGAUGAAUUGCAAAGUUAUAUCAAUUAUGAUGUUAUUGAACUGCAUUACGCUGAAAUAAGAACAUUAUUGCAAGAUACCGAGGUUGAACUUGCAGAAACGGAAUUAGGAUCAGAUAUAGGGCAAGAACAAGAAGGACAAUUGUUUAAUAACAACACAGUGUUACAAGGAACCGGCAAUAGUAAUUCAAUUUUUGAAAAUCGAAUUUUGGAUGCAUUACAACGACCAGGGACCGCCAAUAAACGAAAUGGUAGAAAAGCUCACGAAUUAUUAAGUGUGGAUAAUUUAGUUCUUCAACUUCGAGAAUAUUUGAAUACGGUAAUUACUGAGUCAUUACUUACGAAAUAUGAAUUGCUUUAUGAAUUGAAGAGAAUUUUGGACUUCAUGAUGCAAUUCAACCAUUAUAUUGUAUUAUACAAGAAGAUUUUAAUUGUGAGUGAUCGGAAUUUACAUGAAGUAUAUUCCGAAAAGUUUCCCGAGAGGUUUAAGGAUAAGGUUAUGGAUCCAAAUCUGAUUGAUCGAAGAUUUGCCAAUUUAAAUAAUUCCUUGAUGGAACAACAUGGACGAUUUUCAGAAUAUCUUGCAAGUUUCCUUGAUAAAAUACGAAAGUACGGAGUGAGUGAGAACGGAGGACUACUUGCAUUGAGUGAUAGACUAGAACAAUGUUUUCCUGAAUAG
This is a messenger RNA of Spathaspora passalidarum NRRL Y-27907, 2628 nucleotides long. RefSeq lists its product as uncharacterized. Gene Ontology annotation, molecular function: gamma-tubulin binding; microtubule minus-end binding. Gene Ontology annotation, biological process: spindle assembly; microtubule nucleation; cytoplasmic microtubule organization. The record is from RefSeq and is a predicted model, not a curated record. The transcript has 2 exons. NCBI's taxonomy places the organism in Eukaryota, Fungi, Ascomycota, Pichiomycetes, Serinales, Debaryomycetaceae. Gene Ontology annotation, cellular component: gamma-tubulin complex; equatorial microtubule organizing center; centrosome. The coding region runs from base 1 to 2628 and encodes 875 amino acids.